AUGGCGUCCCCGCCACUAUCGACACCGUCGCUUCCGUCCCCGCCACCGCCGGUAGAUAUCUCGAAGAUAGACUUUCUGGAUCCGCCGCUUCGAGCAUUCGGGUUCGUGAUUGACCUCAUUUCGCCUGAGAAAGUUUCCGGCCGGUUUCAAGUCACUCCCAAAUGCUGUCAGCCGUUUGGGGCGUUGCACGGUGGUUUGUCGGCAAUGAUUGCGGAAGAGAUUGGUAGUUACGGUGCCUACUUAGCUUCCGGCAAGCGAGGCUCUGCCGGAAUCCAACUUAACAUAAACCAUCUCAAGAGUGCCCAAGUCGGUGAUCUUGUGCUUGCUGAGGCUACUCCGGUCAAUGCCGGAAGAACCAUUCAGGUCUGGGAAGUAAAUUUCUACAAAGUUGAUCCCAAAAAUUCAGAGAAUGACCUGUCUGCCAUGGACGUAGUGGGAAAGGUGUUAGAGGUCGCAGAACAACACAAAUACAUCAUCUUCACGGAGUGCGAUGAAGAGACUCAGAGCUACCAUUGGGCGCUGUGGCAGCUCCGUAACUUGUAUGGCGAAGAUCUGCAUCCGAGUGUCAUCGUGACUGAUCGGGAGCCUGGACUGAUGAGGCCUCUUGAUGAUGUAUUUCCAUCCUCACAUCACUUGUUGUGUACGUGGGAUGUUUACAGGGAUGUUGAAAGAAAUGUGAAAAGAAUUUUGAAUGGAAAUGCCCAUGUAGCAAAAAGCUUCGCAUAUAAUGCAUUCAAAGCAGUGAUCGAAGCUGCAAAUCGGGAAGUAUACGAAGAAGAAGUACAGUUUCUGGAGCAUAAUUGGUCUCAAUUUCAGCCCGUUCUAGAGUAUGUUAGGAAGACAUGGUUAGUGGUGGCGCACAAGUUUGUACAUGCAUGGACCAACACUUAUUUGCAUUUUGGCAACACCACUAUUUGUAGAGUGGAGAGCGCACACAAGUUGUUAAAGGAAUGGCUCGGCAUUCCAAAUGCUUCUUUUGAAACGGUGUGGCACAGGGUUCACAUGUUACUGGAGACACAGCUUACGCAAAUAAGGGAGAAAUUGCAAGAAUCAAGGCAGAAAAUAGGGAGGCAACACAACAAGUACCCUUUCUACCAAUUAAGAUGCAAUGUUUCACACUACUGCUUGGAUCUAUUGAACAAUGAGUUGGAAAGGAUGCAACAACUCGGAGAUGAUGUGUAUUGGGAAUGCAAUCAUUACCUGAAACAAACUCAUUCCCUCCCUUGUGCAUUUAUACUUAAGCGUAUAAUGGAGGCCAACGAGAUUUUGACUCCAAAAUACUUACGCCAAUUUUGGAGUACACUUGACAUCGGUGAGGUUACAGAGAAGGAUGGUUCGGAUGAUGUUUCCCCUCACAGAUUGUUGUUCAGGCAGUUAGUGAAAGAAUUGGACGUUGCUGAGGAGCCAAUACAGCGCGAGAUCACCAGAUUGAUGUACAACAAACUUCACCCAGGCCAAGCCGGAUUAAAUGAACUGCGGGUUGGAAAGAGAGGCAAGGGCAGGCCAAAGAAGAGGGGCAUCUCUAAAAAAAAGCAAGACAAACCAAAUGUGUGGGCAUACAGGGACGGCAAUCAGGGUGGCACCAAUACCAGCGGUUCCAGUAAAGCAGGUACGAGCCAAGGUACCUUGGGUAAAGGUGGGACGAACACUCACAGUUCCAGUAGAGGCCAUACAUCGGGAGCUGAAGAUCAGAGCAGAGGUACAUGGACUGGGCAAGGUGAGACGAACACUAGCAGUUCCAGUAGAGGCCAUAGGUCGGGUUCCGAACCCCAUGUCGGAGACAGACUUUUCCAGUUUAGGCACAAGAAUGAGAUUCCUCAGCUACUCCACAAUCAUGUUCAGUCAUAUCUUGAUGUCGAGGCUGACGGUAAUUGUGGUUUCCGCGUCUUUGCGAGUUGCAUGUUGGGAGGGCAGGAUAAUCAAAUUUUGUGCAGACAGAUAUGUUAUGAUGAGGUUAUAAAUAACCCUGGCCUGUACGGGAACCUUUACGGGUAUGAAGCCAGUUUAAUUUUGGUGGGAAAAAUUACCUGCAAGCCUAGAGCGUAUACGGUGGACUGGUACCUCCGUAGGUCACUGGAUGUCGACAGAGGACUUUUAUCCCCUUGCUACAUAUUUCAAUGCUGUUGUGCACUACUUCAGAACCAACGGUGCUGA
Molecule: messenger RNA, 2154 nt
Organism: Oldenlandia corymbosa var. corymbosa
Lineage: Eukaryota; Viridiplantae; Streptophyta; Magnoliopsida; Gentianales; Rubiaceae
Source: the annotation of a GenBank genome assembly